Molecule: messenger RNA, 657 nt
Organism: Vigna umbellata (rice bean)
Lineage: Eukaryota; Viridiplantae; Streptophyta; Magnoliopsida; Fabales; Fabaceae
Source: RefSeq, a predicted model, not a curated record
AUGCCGGAAAAGACUCCCCCCGUGUUGGAUAAGUAUGAUGGUUCGGCUGAUCCGGAUAAUCACUUAAGGACGUUCGGUAAUGCUAUGGCAUUCUAUACAGACAGCGACCCGGUCAUGUGCAGAGCCUUCUCGUUAUCACUUAAGGAAGAGACAUUGGAAUGGUAUAACACUCUUCCUCCCAACACAGUGGAUUGCUUCGCUACUGUGGAAAACCUCUUUAGGAGACAAUACGCAUCCAAUCGGAAACAGGAGGUAACACUGGCGGAUUUGGUAAACACUAAGCAAGAGAAAGGAGAAACUUUGAAGGCUUUUAUGAAGAGGUAUACUGAAACCGCACGACGGGUUAGAGAGAUAGAUCAAUCUUUUAUUAUCAAUAAUUUGCCUUCGUGUAUGAGACCAGGAUAUUUUGCGGAAAAAUUGUAUGCACGACCGCCAAAAACUAUGGAGGAGCUACAGGAGCGAGCAGCUGAGUUCAUCCGUAUGGAGGAAAUGCGAUUGUCACAAAGGAAACGACAACAAGAGGCUGAUGUGGGCGGAAGUAGAAAGGACAACAAACGACCGUUCGACAAUAACGAUAAGAAUAGGGAGUUUCCCCGGCCAUUCAAGUUUCACCAUUGUACAACCCUCAAUGCACCUAGGGCAAAAGUUCUCGAAUAA